Messenger RNA from Hyalella azteca, 2065 nucleotides. Its product is annotated as 5-hydroxytryptamine receptor 2A-like. Gene Ontology annotation, cellular component: membrane. Gene Ontology annotation, molecular function: G protein-coupled amine receptor activity. Gene Ontology annotation, biological process: adenylate cyclase-activating adrenergic receptor signaling pathway. The record is from RefSeq and is a predicted model, not a curated record. NCBI's taxonomy places the organism in Eukaryota, Metazoa, Arthropoda, Malacostraca, Amphipoda, Hyalellidae.
CACAGCCUCUAACUUCAACAAGAGAUAUCACUUCUCGAGCUUCAGGUGCAACUCAAAGAUGGGCCCCACUCUCAGAGGACCAUUUCCUGGCAAACAUCAGCACAAUGGCCAACUUCAGCGACAUCGGCAACAUUUCAAUAGAAAUGAACAACUUUACCGAGUGGGAAAAUGGGAGUUUCGGGAACUGGAGCAAUUGUUCCUGGAGCAACGCAAGUGAUGACGUGCAUGCGGAGUACGGACUCACGGCCAGCCAGGAGACCGUCAGGACCGUGGUCACGGCCACCGUACUCGCCCUCAUGAUCCUCGCUACCGUCAUCGGGAACGUGUUUGUGAUGGCGGCCAUCUUGUUGGAGCGCAACCUGCAGUCGGUAGCCAACUACCUCAUCCUGAGCCUGGCAGUCGCCGACCUGCUGGUGGCGGCGCUGGUCAUGCCUUUGGGAGCCGUCUACGAGGUCAGCAAGGAGUGGCGGAUGGGGGCCGAGCUGUGCGACAUGUGGACGGCGUCUGACGUGCUCUGCUGCACCGCGUCCAUCCUGCACCUCGUCGCCAUCGCUCUCGACAGAUUCUGGGCAGUGACGUACGUGGACUACAUGCAGAAGAGGUCCACACGUCGGGUGCUCACGAUGAUCGUCGUCAUCUGGAUGGUGUCAGCCUUGAUCUCUGCAGCCCCGAUGAUGGGCUGGAAGGAUCCUAACUGGAACGAACGCAUCAGCAACAACCAGUGCCUCGUGUCGCAGGACGUUGGAUACCAAAUCUUUGCCACCCUGACAUCCUUCUACCUCCCUCUGACAGUGAUCCUGGUGCUCUACUGGCGUAUCUACCAGACAGCUAGGAAGCGGAUUCGCCGCAAACCAGGAUCCACUCCUGCUCCAAAGAAGGCCGUUACUACGACCAGUGAGGCGACGACGUUCACCAGAUCUCCGGAAAAAUCGUCAAACGGAGCAGCCUUGAAUGGCGUGGAGGAAGAGCCUGACGCUCCUCGCCCUGAUGUGUUGUCCAUUAAUCCGCUGCUGCUUUUUGCCAACAGGAGCUUCCCGAGACGAAGAGAACUCGAGAGCCGUAAGGAGAGAAAAGCAGCCAAGACACUUGCAAUCAUCACGGGGGCGUUCAUUAUGUGUUGGAUGCCGUUUUUUAUACUUGCGCUAGUCAUGCCUCUGUGCACGGAGAUGUGCUCGAUAUCAGAUUAUGUCAUCUCUACAUUUCUGUGGCUGGGUUAUUUUAACUCAACUUUAAACCCUAUAAUAUAUACUAUUUUUAGUCCUGAUUUUCGGCACGCUUUUAAAAGGAUUCUGUGUGGCAAAAAGCGUCGAGUACACAGACACUCUUCGUUCAUCUCUGCUUCAAGGGCCGGCAGGUCCUAGCAUGAAGACGGACGACAGCGAGAACUGGAGAGCUUCGGCCAUCUUGUGUCCACACCAGAUUGCCAUACUAGGAUCCUCAUAGAAACUCACCUCUAAAACUAGCAGGAAGAAUUACAUCCAUAACAAAUUUUAAGGCCGAUAUUAGGGAGCUGACCUCGCUGUCCUUCGGCUUAUCUCCAGAAAUCAUUUCCAAAUUUGACCUUAACAAAAGGCAUAUAAAUGCUGUAAUGACUUGGAAUUGGGAAGAUAUCUGCCUGAUGAAGCUUUACAAACUCACGGUAUAAAUCCAGUCUAGAGAACAGAUAAAACAUAUCUUGAGACAAUAUUUAAAUUUAGAUAGAGUCAACAAAACGAACCCUAAUAAGACAUUAGUAAAUAAUACAAUCAGAAUAAAAGUCUAAGAGUGCUUCUGAAUUAGAAACUGAGAGUCUCUCAAGGAACACAGCUUGAAAUUGACUAAAAAAAGUCUAUUUAAUUCCUCCAGAGCUCAGUCCACGAUACACGUUAUUACAGCUUCACAAGAAUUCAGCCAAAACGCGUUCCUCAUUCCAGUAAUAGCUGAUCUCCUUAGCCCGUUCUUCACAUCACAAUUAAGCCGACUUUGAUCUUAUCAUUCACAUUGAUGUGCUACAAUGUCCCUCAUCACCAAGCUUAAUUGAAGAGGUCUUUAAUGGCCUUCCUUCGAAAGCUCUUAGUUAGCAACC